Messenger RNA from Solenopsis invicta (red fire ant), 9700 nucleotides. RefSeq names its product ELKS/Rab6-interacting/CAST family member 1 (gene brp). NCBI's taxonomy places the organism in Eukaryota, Metazoa, Arthropoda, Insecta, Hymenoptera, Formicidae. Gene Ontology annotation, biological process: neuromuscular synaptic transmission; maintenance of presynaptic active zone structure; regulation of synaptic plasticity. Gene Ontology annotation, cellular component: cytoskeleton of presynaptic active zone. Bases 2497 to 9075 code for a protein of 2192 amino acids. Gene Ontology annotation, molecular function: structural constituent of presynaptic active zone. The record is from RefSeq and is a predicted model, not a curated record. The transcript is spliced from 19 exons.
UAGGGACGUAACUCGCAGUGACGCUUCCACGAAGGUAGCGCCAAUGAUGGAAGAGCCGGCAAAGGUGGAGGUGGCGAUGGUGGUGGUGGUGGUUAGCGAUGGUAGCGGUCUCGAUGGUAGUGGUACCAAAGGGUGGCCUCUCUCGCUCGGUCGUAGCCGGCAUUAGAGAGCACUUUCUCAGUGCGCGCGGAUCCGUCGCGCGCCGAGACGCUCCUCCGCGACGACGGUGGUAGUCUUUGAUACAUACACAUGCAUACGUCUACGCGCCGGCGAAUGGGGGAGUAAUCACGGUCUUGCGCAAUCGCAAGUGUACGUAGGUGUGUGUUUGUGUGUGUGUGUGUGUGCAAGUGUACGCGUGCGGAGUGGCUAGCCCGUGUUCGACUGCGCGAACGAGGAGGACAGAGAUAGGGAAGGGGUAGAGAGAGGGUAGAGAGAAAAGAGCAAGCGGGGAAAAGACAUAGAGAGGGUGGGUAAGGGUGCGCGAGGGUGGCGGCAAACGCCGGUGGCGGUAGCGGCGGCGGCGGUGGCGGCGGUAGCGGCAUCAGUGCACGGAAGUGGUUGUGCUCCGGUAGUGGACGGUGGAUAGUGUAGUGCGGUUGGUCGAUUGGAUCGGUUGGCCGGUGGUUGAUUCGCCGUCCGUUUCGCGUUGCCGUCGUGUCUCACCGGAAGCCGGGCGGAACGACGUUUCGAGCAUCGUGUCCACGAGGCGCGGACGGCGAGACGACGACGGGACCGCAAGAAAGGAGAAAGAGAGAGAGAGAGAGAGAGAAGAGACAAGAGAAUGAGAUCGAUAAGGAGGAACCUUAGGCGCUGGUUUCGCGAAACGGGAACGACGGUGUGCGACGCGUGAAGAGAGGAGAGAUAUAUAUCCUCUCCUCCUCUCCUCUUACUCCAGCCCCCGAGAUUGAGAGGGUGCGCGUGUGUGUAUGUGUAGUGCGCCGACAAGGAGCGCACGCGACGAAAGCGGGACACACGCGUGUAGUACGCGCGCACACGUACUCACGCAGGCGCGAGUGCGCGCAGGCGAGUGAGCGAGCCGUCGUCGCGCCGCGCCGGCACACGAGGGUGGAACGCGAGGUCCGCGAGGAAGGAACGCGGCGGCCGCCGCCGGCUCGGUUCGUCGACUUGGCUGGCUCGCGAAAGGGCGGUUCUUGGAUCCGGAUGGGAGCGCGACGCCGCGACCGGAGGCCGAGGGAGAGAGCGAGAGAGACCGGAAGAGGGAACGGGAGAGGAUUCGUUCGUUCGUUCGUUCAUUCGCGUCGUGUCGGCCGCUCAGCGAGACAGGAAGGUGGAGGAAGAGGGAAUCGACUGCCUCUUUUUCUCUCUCUCUCCCCCCCUCGAUCUCUAUUCGCCCUCGCUCGAUGGGCUACGCCGCCGAAAGAAGGUCAAAGAUCGAUUCUCGGGCCGACGAGGGUCGUGACCUCGCCGUACGCCGCCGCCGAGUACGAAGUGACCCACGCGCGUAGUAGUACUAUCCGCUAGUAGUAGUACGCCGGCCAGAAGCUCGGAAGUAUUGUAUUCGGUGAGGAGGCGAGGUGGCGGUGGCGGUGGCGGUGGCGGAGUGGCGGUGGGUGGAGAGAGGAUCGAUCGGGCGGAGGAUCAUCGUCGCGAUGCAAGGAUGAGGUCGAUCGACCGGCAGAGAAGGGACCGUCGAACCGGCGACUUUUGUUGAGAUCGACGAUACCACGCACGGUAGCCAACCGUCUCUCUCUCUCUCUCUCUUUUUGUCUCUCGCGUACGAGAGAGAACGAGGACCGAAACGAUCACGUCAAUGCACGUCGUCCACGAACGCGCCAUCGCACGUAGAGUAGAAACGUUCGCGCGCAUCCCAUCGGGGCACGACAACGACGGCGUGUCCGCGAUUUGGCGUGGAAGAUCGCGGAGGCGCAAGGAGAUCGGAAAGGUAUCGUCGGCCGUAGCCGGAUGCUGGAGCACGAAGUUGGGGACGGAGCGAAGAUCGAGUCGCCUAAAGAAAGGCGAUCGUCGAGAUUCCGGCGCGUGAAGCAACACACCUCUAUCCUCCGGCUGUUACCCUAACUGAAAGCUCGGAUAGGCCGGACGGACGGGAAAACGCUCGUUGAUCGAAUCACCCGUUGCGAACAAUCGGGCUGAUAUGAGCGUGAAGACGGACGAGGGUGACGAGAGACAGGGGAACUGUCUCAGCGAGGCGUGACAAAGCCACUACGGAAAUUUACAAGUCCGAAUUAUAUAGAAGCCUCUUGGGAAAUCGGGAAACGAGCAUUGUCGAAGAACGAGAGGAGAGAGAGAGAGAGAGAGAGAGAGAGAGAGAGAGGAAGAGAAAGAAAAAGACGCGUGGAUCGCAUUAAUCGCACCAAGCGAUCGCGAAAGAAAAGAAGAAGGAGGAGGACGACGGAAUACCGACCAUCAUCGACGAGACGACGUUGACGAGACUUUGACGACACUGACUCUAAGACGUUCUCCCGCGCCUACGAGGAGGAGGAGGAGGUACGGCUAUUCGCCGAGGUUUCCCGUAGAAUGUCACGGGACCCUUACUCGAGCAGUGGCGUGAUCGGUCCCGGUGGUGGCACACGUUCGCCACGCAGCGGUCGUCGCGUGGGCGAACUGCCGACCGUUGAUCGCAGCCCGUCGCGAAGUUAUGCUAGCGGUCGUGGCAGUCCGCUCGGUGGUCGUAAGCAACGGGGAACACGUAGUGGCAACAAUUCGCCGGAGCACCUAGGCUACGGCUACCAUCACCAUCAGCUGGGCAGCCCGUACUACUCCCGCGACGAGGACCUCGGCAGUCCCGUGAUGCUCGAGGAGAGGGGCAGGAGUAUGUCGACCGGGGGCGGUGGGGGCGUACAUCACCGAUCCAGAAGCGCCUCGAGACCCGCCAUGUCCAGCUCGGCGGGCAUGGUAGCGCGUUACACUAGCCUCGAUCGUGCCUCCGCUGGCGUUCUCGAUCAUGAUCGGGAAUUCAUGCCGAUACGCGAGCCGAGUCGCGAACGUAGCCGCGAUCGCGGACUCUACCUGGAGGACGAGCUAUACGGUUCCAGGUCGGCGCGUCAGAGUCCGAAUCCGCACAUGCUGCGCGACGGCGGAAUUUACAUCGGUGAGCUCCAGCACCAGAACAACGAUCUGCAGCGCGAGCUCGGCAACCUGAAGAAGGAACUCGAGCUGACGAAUCAGAAGUUGGGCAGCUCGAUGCACAGUAUCAAGACCUUUUGGAGUCCGGAACUCAAGAAGGAACGGGCCUUGCGCAAGGAGGAGAGCACCAAGUAUAGCCUCAUCAAUGAACAACUCAAGAUGCUCAACUCGGAGAAUCAGAAACAAAGUAUCAUGGUUCGUCAACUGGAAGAGGAGCUCAGAAUGAGGAUGCGCGGGCCGAGCGUCGAGAUGCAGCAACAAAUGGAAGUUUUGUACAAUGAGAACGAGCAUCUGACUCGCGAAAUUGCCAUACUUCGUGAUACGAUAAAGGAGCUGGAAUUAAGAAUAGAAACACAAAAACAAACGCUGCAGGCUCGUGAUGAGAGUAUCAAGAAGCUCCUCGAGAUGCUCCAGAACAAGGGGAUGGGAAAAGAGGAGGAAAGGAUCAUGUUCCAGCAGAUGCAGUCGAUGGCCCAGAAGCAGGAGCUCAAAGCGACGAACGAGAGCCUGAAGAGCCUGCAGACGCAGCUGGAGCUCGCGUACGCCUCGACCGCGUCCUCGGGACAGCCGGUGGCCGGCGGCAUCAGCGGAUUGGCGGGCGCAUCGGUCAUCGGACUAGGUAGCGUAUCGGGGGGCGCAGGUGCUGGGGGCUGCGGCGGCGGUACCGUCCUCGGAGGUAGCGUGGCGGUUCCAGGCGGCGUGCCCGGUAGCACCACCCUGACCGCCAUCAUGGAGACGAAAGACGCGCGCAUAACAACCCUGGAGAAGGAGGUGGCGUUGCUGGAAGCCGAACUACAGCGUAUUAAGGAGUGCGGCGGUAGACUGCGGGAACAACUGCUGAAGGCCAUCGCUGUGCCAAGCAGCGGCGGUACUUUACAGCAGCAUCAGCACCUGGGUAUCACGCAGUCGACCGGCCUGGGUGGUCAGCAACAGCCCGGCACGUUGGCCCUGGCCAGGGGACCGUCCAUGAUGACCUCGCUGGUACCGUACGGUGGCCACGCGUCGUCCGCGGCACUAACCAGUUCAUUGCUUGCCGGUUCGACAGGUGGGACUACCACCGGGAGCGGCGGCGGGUUGGGUGUCGGUGGCGGUUCCUCGUGCCUGGCUGGCAUCUCGUCGGGCGCCACCACAGGUGUGGUCAAUCCAUAUACCGAUCGCUACGGUACAGAUCAUCAUCCCCAUCAGUUGCAUCAUCACCAGCAUCAUCAUCAUCACCAUCUUCACCAGCAGCAUCAGCUGCAGCUGCAGCAACAGCAACAAAUGCAGCAACACUUGAAACAUUUAGAGCCUGCGGCGGCUGGCGCCCUUGCGCUGCACGCUCACACCUUCAACAAGCACGACCUGAACUUCAAACGGCAAGUUGACUUCUCGCGGAUGAGACGACUGCAUUUUGCAUACCAAACGCAAAAAUCUCAACAUACGGGUCGAAUAUUGCUGGACGAGCUUCGGACGGAGGUAACGCGACGGGACCAGGAGCUGCUGGCAAUGUCGGCGAAGAUGAAGACUCUCGAGGAGCAACAUCAGGAUUAUCAGAGGCACAUCGCCGUACUUAAGGAGUCUCUCUGCGCCAAAGAGGAACAUUAUAAUAUGCUGCAAGCCGAUGUGGAGGAGAUGCGGCAGCGGAUGGAAGAAAAGAACCGGAUGAUCGAAAAGAAAACGCAAGCGGCAAUGCAGGCGCAACAGGAGCGCAAUCGCAUGAACACCGAGCUGACCGAAAUCAAGGAUCACAUGGACAUCAAGGAUCGCAAGAUCAAUGUUCUGCAGCGCAAGAUCGAGAAUCUGGAGGACCUGCUGAAGGAGAAAGACAAUCAGGUUGAUAUGGCUAGAGCUAGGCUGACGGCGAUGCAGGCGCAUCAUUGCAGUAGCGAAGGUGCACUUAGCAGUCUCGAGGAGGCAAUCGGAGAUAAAGAGAAGCAAAUGGCACAAUUACGCGAGCAAAGGGAUCGUGCCGAACAGGAAAAGCAGGAGGAGAGGGAAUUGCACGAGAGGGAGAUCGCCGAAUACAAAAUGAAGAUACAUACAUUGGAGUCCGAGGUUGAAAAAUUGGGCGCGCGUUUGGAGCGAGCACAAGCGGAGAAGGAUCGGCUGGAGUCGAAGCUUGAGAGCUCACAAUCCGAGCUCGGCAAGAGCAAGGCUGAGCUGGACAAGGCCGCCUCCGAGGUUGGACGUAGCGGUGCGGACUGGGAGGCGGCGAAGCAGCGGCUGGCCAGAUUGGAACUGGAGAACGAAAGGCUGCGACACGACAUUGACCGAUCGCAGACCAGCUAUGGUAGGGGCACGCUGAACUCGUCCCAGGAAAUGGAGCGUGUACAGGAACGUGCGGACAAAACAGCUGCUGAAUUAAGGAGAGCUCAGGCCGAGCUGAGGGUUACGCAAGCGGACAAUGAGAGAGCACGUGCCGAGGCUGCCACCCUCCAAGAAAAAGUGGAAAAGAGUCAGGGCGAAGUGUACAGGCUCAAAGCCAGGCUGGAGAAUGCUCAAGGUGAACAAGAGAGCUUACGAGAGGAAUACGACCGAGCACAGGCAUCCGUGGCUCGUCUUCAUUCCGAGAGAGACAAAGCGAUUGGCGAACUCGAAAAAGCGCAGGAGGAACUCGAGCGCACGCAGGCCACCCUUGGCAAGGCGCAGCUUCAGCAGGAUAAACUGCAAAAUGUAUUGGACAAAACACAGAGCGAGAACGAUAAGUUGCAGGAGAAGCUUGAAAAGACGCAGACGGAAGUUCGUAGAAUGCAAAUGGAGAGAGAAAAACAGAACUACGACUUCGAGAAUCUGCAGAGUCAGCUUGACAAAGCGUUGGGACAGUCAGCGAGAAUGCAGAAAGAGCGCGAGGCGAUUCAGCUUGAUGUGGAUCGACUGCAGGACAAGUAUGAGAAAGCUCAGAUCAUAAUGCAGCGGCUGCAGAAGGAACGAGAUAGCUUCCAAGAAGAGAUGGAGAAGAUGCACGAGAGGAUAGAAUUCCAGCAGAAUCAAUUAGCUAAGAUGCAACGCGAGAAGGAGAAUGUGCUCUCAGAACUCGAUUUGGUAAAGGAAAGAUGGGAAAAGACGCACAAUACUCAACAGAAGUUAACGAUGGAGCGAGACGACGCGCUGACUGAAAUUCAGAUUCUAAAGGAGAAACUGGACAAGGCACAAUAUUCCAUGAACAAGGCUCAAGAGGAACGAGAAAAUACUACUAAGGAAUUCGAAAAGAUGCUGGAAAAAUACGAUAGGUCGCAGAGCGAGGUGUACCGUCUGCAGAACCGCAUCGACGUGAUGGAGGCGGACAAGGAUCGGCUUGAGCUGGAAACGGAGAAGCAGCAGAUGUUGGCGACAAAAUCGCGCGAGGAAUCGCGUAAGGCCCAGGAAGAACUCGCCCGGGUGCAGGAAAUGUACGAUCGUGCGGCGCUGCAGCUCGGACGCACGAAGGAGCACGAGGAAAAAUCGAAGGAGAGCAUCGAUCGGCUAAGCGUCGAUCUGGAAAUGGUGCGCGAGCGUUACGAAAAGUCGCAGAUCGAGCUGCGACGAUUGCAGAACGAGCGCGAGAAACUGGUAGCCGACAACGAGCGCAUUAGUUUCGAGCUGGAGCGCGCGCACUCGCAGCUCAACAAGGCGCAGGCGGCAACGGAGAAGACGCAGGAGGAGCUCGCGCGUAUGCAGCUCGAGAUCGAGAAGAUGUACGAGAAGCACGAUCGACAGCAGGCGGAAGUGAGGAAGGCGCAGAGCGAGGCGGAACGGCUCCGCACCGAGGCUGAGAGCGCGCGCGAGGAGGUCGAGAGGUACGCGACACGUUUCGGCAAGUACCAGGAGAGCCAGGAGCGGCACAAGGAGGAACACGAAUGGGCGAAGCUGGAGGUGGAGCGGCUACGCGAUCGUCUGGAGAAGGUGCAAGCGGAGCUCGAUCGCGCGCGGAAGGCCGAGCAGGACGCUUCGAGACUGCGCGUCGAUCUGGAGCGUGCGGAAGGCGUGCGAGGUAAAUACCAGUACGAGCAGGAGAAGUGGCAGAGCGAGGGUAGUAGGCUACAGCAGGAGGUAGAGAAGCUACGCGAGCGGCUGGAGGGCCGCGAGGCCGAGCUGAAGAGGACGCAGUCGAAUCACGCCGAGCUCGAGGCGAAGCUGCACGAGGCGCAGCUUCAACUCGAGCGGGCGCGCGACGAGACCGGCAAGGCUACGGCGCAGCAGGAACGCAAUCGUUCGGAGAUCGAGCGUGCGCGGAUCGAGGCCGAGAAGAUACGCGACCGGCACGACAAGGUGAAGAUGCGGGCUGAUGCACUCGAAGCGGACAAUGAGAAGCUGCGCGUCGAGAUUGUGCGGCUGGAACGACUGAUGCAGACCGAGGGUAAGACGAGAUCCGAGAGCGCGAGUAUCGAGGUAGAGCGUCUACGAGCUAGCCUGGAUAAGGCGAUCGUGGCGCGCGAUCAGGUCGAGCUUGAGGCCGGCAGACUCGCGAAGGAGCUCGAGAAGGCACAUCUGCAGACCGCCAAGUAUCAGGAGGCCACCGAGGCCAGUAAGAAGGAGAUCGAGCAUCUUGCCGCGGAGAUGCAGCUACUGCGGGACGAACGCGAAGCGCUGCGUCAGGAGUUGCGCCGCGUGCAACAGCAACAGCAGCAGCAGCAGCAACAACAACAACUCGCCGGCAGUGAGGAACUUGCUCGAAUGCAGUACGAGUUGCAGCUAGCGCAACGCGAACGCGACAAGAUGGCAGCGAUUUUGGAGAAUCGAGAGAAGCACGCGGAGAAGAUGAAGGAGAAACUGGAGGCGGACGCGAAACAACUGCAGGUGGAGCGUGAUCAGCUGGUUAUACAGCUGGAGAAGUCGCAGGAAAUGUUGGUCAACUUCCAGCAGGAGCUUAGCGCGAACGAGGCCGAGCUCGAGCGUCAGCGCGAGGAGGCCCGCCGUCUUCAACAGCGAGCCCACGCGCAGACACCCGAUCGCGCUGCUAAGGAGGCAAUGGACGCGCAAAUGCGCGAGGUCCAACGGCUGCAGCAGCAGGUGCAGAACAUACAGCAGUCGCAGCAGAAAGAGCGACAGCGCGCCGAGCAGGCAGAGAAGCGGGUGCAGGAGUUGCAGAAGCAGCUGGCGUCACGCGGCGCCGAGACUACCCAGUCCGACGCGGCUCAGCUUGAGCAGUGGCGGAAGCUGUGCGAGACGGAGCGGCAGCGGGCGGAUACUGCCGAACGCGAGGCUGGCGACCUGCAGAAACGGAUACAGACGACGGAGCGGCAGCUGCACGCGCAUCAGCAGCAGAUCCAACAGAUGCAGGUCACCAUGCAGCAACAGCAACAACAGUUGCAGCAGCAGCAGCAACAGCAGCCCUCGCAGCAGAACGGCCAGGAGGUCGCCAGGCUAAGAAAGGAGUUGGAACGCUCUCGCGAAGAAGUUAAACAGGCGAUCAUGGAGCGCGAGCGAUUCCAAGCGCAGCUCGAGAUGCUGUGUCAGGAACUGGAGAAGAAUCAGGUGGAUUUGCACGAGGCGAACAAGAAACUCCAAGCUGGCGCCGCGAAAGCUGGCGCCGAUACUAUGCAGGAGAGGAAACAGAUCGAGGAACAAAGACGACAAUUGGAAGAGCAGAGAAGACAGACGGAAGAACGAGCGAAGUCCGUAGAUCAGAAAGCUAGGACGAUAGAAGAAAAGGAGAGGUCGCUCCAAAGUCUCGACCAAGACCUGAAGAAGAGGAAGGCAAGAAUGGACCAACUGGAGCAACAGUUACAGAAGAGUGGUGGAGCGCCGGACAAGAGAUUAGCGGAAUUGCAAAAGGCGCUCGAGAAUGCCGAGAGAGAUUUAGAAAAAGCGAAGGAAGAAUCGGGCAGGAGCGCCGCCGAGACCGAGAGGCUAUUGCAGCUCGUGCAGAUGACACAGGAGGAGCAAAACUCCAAGGAGAAACAGAUCAGAGAACUUCAAGAUGCACUCAAAACCGCACAAGCUAAGUUGAAACAAGCUACAACUGCACAUCAAGAGGCGGGACCCGCCGGAUUCCUAAAAAGCUUGUUCUAAGGUCGAUUUUCGUUGGGGACGCCUUCUCCGUUCUUUUUAGUACAAUUUGCAUAUUAAUAAGCGAGACUUUACGAGUAUAGACAUAUACACGAGACUUAAACGAAGGAUUGAUGUCGAUCCGCAAAUGGACAAAACCCACGUCGAGACAUAUAAUUAUUUUACGUAAAAUGCUGCGACCAUUGUUAACGUAUUUAAUAAUUAUAGCAAAAGGAUAAUAACGAUAAUAAUACAACAAUAACUUGAUAUAUAAAUACAAAUAUUGAGAAUAUAUAAAUAUUGAAAAUAAAACUAUAAAUAUAAAUAUAAUGCAGAGGAUAAAUUAAUAUAAAUAUACAUAUUAACGCGACAACGCGAGAGAAGACGACAACGGUAACAAUAAUGUUAAUUACUAUUAUUGAAAAAAAAAGACCGAAGUACAUAUAUAUAUAUACAGAUAUACAUACCUACAUACCGGCGUACAUACAUACAAGAGAUACAAAUACACUUGCACAUUCAUCUGUAUAUACAUACUAUUAUUCACACGAUCGCGGAAGUUAUACGUAUGUAGAUGUAUAUAUGUAUGCACACGCGUAAAUAUAAAUAUAAAUAUAAAUACCAGUAAAUUGGGAGAUAGAGAUGAAAGAAA